CGAGCGGCUCUCACUAACGGCCGGCGGGAGCGCGAGCGGCCCGGAGUUGGCCCCGCCCCCGGCCUCUGUGAGUGGAGCAACACUCGAGGGCGGUAGUGUUCUCCAGGAGGCGUCCUGCGCUUUCAAACCUUCUUUCUUCAUGAAGGUUUGAAAAAGUAAUUCUGCAAGGUCCACCAGGAGCUUUUGCUGCGUGCAGCAGUUGUGCUGCGCGAAGAGCAAGUCGUUUGAAUGAGACGAACAAAGUGAGAUUAAGACGAGCGCUAGAGGUCUCCAGCCUAUCUGCAGUAUCUUCUGGCCAUCCUCUGCACUCAGAAGCUCUUCCAAUCUUUAUGUUGUCGGCAAACUUAAUAAUCAAGCUACCUACAUUCUCCACUGAAUCAUUAUAUAACAUUACAAACAACAGGGGUCGCAGCACUGAUCCAUAUGAAGCACCACUGGUCAAAGAGUCCAGUCAGAAAAACUCCCUUCCACCACUACUCUAGGGGCAGGCAAUGGCCUCGUGGUAUCAUCGCUGGACUGUCUGGCCUGCAUGUAACUCCAGACUCUCAGCAAUGUUGUUGACUCAUAACUGCCCUCUGGGCACUUAGGAAUAGGCAAUAAAUGCUGGCCUAGACAAGAAACACCCUCAUCCUGUAAAUGAAUAAGAAAAGAAAUCUGUCUUUAAUGACUAAUCCUGUUCUGUAUACAUCUUCCCCGGUCACCACGGAUCUAUGUAAUCAUUUUAUAUUAGCCUGCUACGAGGGGCCUUGUCAAAGGCCUUGCUAAAGUCCAUAUAGGCAAAUCUACCUUCCCUCAACUGGCAUUGACCCGAGCAGUGUAGAAGACAAUGCCUGAAACAGCCCUUUCAACCCUCCAAAAUCCUCCUUAUUAACGUCUGGGGAGCUAGUGCCACAGUUGGGAGACAAAAACAAAGUUGCUGGAAAAGCUCAGCUGGUCUGGCAGCAUCUGUGGAGGAGAAAAAAAGAGUUAACACUUCGGGUCCAGUGACCCGUCCUCAGAAUGGGAGAGCUGUCUCUCAAACUAGUCAAGCAAUGACCUGACAAUGUCCCAGACACUACCAAUACCAUCCCUGGAUAUGUACUGUCCUACUGGCAGGACAGACCUAGCAGAGGUGGUGACGCAGUGGUUAACAGUCGGGAGAGAGUUGCGUUGGGAGUCCACAACAUUUUCUCUGGACCUCAUGAAGUCUUGUGCGCUUCAGGUUAAACGUGGGCAAAGAAACUGCCUGCUGAUUACCAUGUACCACCCUCCCUCAGCUGAUGAAUCAGUACUCCUCCAUGUUGAGCAUCACGUAGAGAAGCAAUGAGGAUGGCAAGGGCACAGAAUGAACUCUGGAUGCGGGAUUUCAAUGCCCACUAACAAGAAUGCCUUGGCAGCAGUACUACUGAUUGAACUAGUCAGGGACCUAAAGAACAUAGUUGUUAACCGGGGUCUAUGGCAGUUGUGAGGGAACCAACAGGAAAAAAACGUACUCUAUCUCUUCCUUAGAGUAACCACCGCAUAGUCCUUUUGGAGACAAAGUCCUGCCUUCACGUUGAGAAUAAUCUCCAUCGUGUUGUAUGACACUAUCAAUAUGCUAAAUGAGACAGACUUCGAGUAGAUAUAGCAACUCAAGACUGGGCCUGUGGACCAUCAACAACAGCAGAUUUGUACUCCAGUACAAUCUGCAACCUUGUGGCCUGGCAUUUCCCCACUCAACCAAGCCUGAGAAUCAACUCUGGCUCAAUGGAGAGUGCAGAAGGGCAUGCCAGGUGCAGCACCAGGCAUACCUGAAGAUAAGGUGCCAAUGUGGUAAAGCUACCAAACAGGAUGUCUUGCAUGCGAAACAGUAAAACAGCAAAUGACAGAGCUAAUGACCCCACAACCAACAGAUCAGAUCUGAGCUCUGCAGUUCUGCCACAUCCAGUCAUGAAUGGUGAUGAAUGAUUAAAAAACUCACUGGAGGAGGAAGCUCCACAAAUAUCCCUCCAUGCUGAAAAAGCCCAACACAUCAGUGCAAAAAGAUAAGCGUCUUUGAGGCAUGCCGCUACUGCUCUUCCAGCUAAUACUCCCCAGGGGCAGGUUGACCUACCCCUCUGUCAAGAGACAAGACUUUCUGCUGAGCAAUAGUUUAAGGAGCUAAGGCAACAACAUCUUCAAUCGCCUUUCUACCCCACGUUUUCUAUGUUAUACAUGAUGUACUAAAUCAAUUUCUGCAGGACAUGAAUUUAUUUGGAAUUUGAAAUCAGACUGCAUUCUGAAUACUGGAUGAAGGACUUGGAAAUUCUCGUGCAUUUUAUUUUUAACUUGACUGUCAAAGUGAAAUCUGUUCGAAAUAAUGCCAUCACAGAAACAACAAAGCUGAAGUGACUCCCAAAUUUCCUGUUUUCUGGAACAACAUUGUUGAAAGACUUUGUUUUCUUUCUCUUUCCCUCAAAUUCAGAAAAAAAGAACAUUUAUUUGAGGUUCCUUAUUUGAGGUGUACUUCCAGUCAUGGCUAUUACAGUCACAGUGUUUGUACUAAUGCUUUGUAGUAGAACUGUGAGUGAAAGUCAGCAAUGGAACUACCCAGCAGAAACUGAAACAUUGGAUUUUGGAUCAGUCCCUGUUGUGAACUAUGAGUCUAAUGUAUAUUAUGAUCCUGGAAUUAUAGGAUUCUUAUUUCAACUGGCACGCACUUUCCUCCAUGUAGUGCAACCAAAUAGCUUUCCUCAUGAGUUGAUCAUUGAGAUAAUAAAGCAGAACUAUGGACAAGUACUACAUCAAUAUCAAGAGCCAGAAAAGGUUGUUCUGACUCUACAGAUAAUUUACUAUGAGAUUGGUUUCAUCAUCUGUGCGAUUAUGGGAAUUGUGUUUAUUCUUCUCAUGCCUCUUUUGGGCCUAUGUUUCUGCAUGUGUCGUUGCUGUGACAACUGUGGAGGGGAGCUGCAUCAACGACAGAAGAAAAAUGCAGAUUGUCGAAGAAGCUGCUUUGCAACAACCCUGUUUUUUGUUACCAUAAUUAUAACGGCUGGAACACUGUGCAUGUUUGCUGCUAACCAAAAUCUCACCAACCAAAUUAAAAGAGUUAAGGAGUUGGUCAACAAUAACUUCCAAGACCUACACUCUCUGCUUGAUUACACACCAAUGCAACUAAAUUACAUUGCACAACAAUACAGCAUUGCUAAGAACAACGCACUGUCUGAUAUUAACAAUAUUGGGACUAUACUUGGUGGUAAUGUAAAAGCACGCUUUGGAAAAGAUGUAAUCCCUGCACUUGAGGAUUCCAAUGACUUGGCCAGAGUCACAGUGGACAGGGCUAUCAAAGCCAUCAAAGAAACCAAGGAAGUUUUAGAGAAGGUGGCAACCUCACGUCAAACGUUAGAUAACGCAACUAGCAAACUUCAGGCAAAUUUGACCGAUGUGCGAACAAGUCUCAACAACACAUUGAAUGAUGCAGCUUGCAAAGUACCUGAUGCAAUUACACAUUGUGACAAAAUAAGGGAUUCACUGGACUAUCUCAAUAUUAAUGCAAACUUUAGCCAGUUAAAAGAUGUUGAUUCUGAACUGAAGAAAGUAAGUGAUGUGCAGAAAACUGACUAUGAAGACUUGAUUCAGAAGGGAUAUUCAGCAUUUAAUAAUACACCAGAAGUACUUCAAAAUGAAACCAAAUCAUUUGCGUCAGAUGCAAAAAGAGUACUCAAUGAAGUUGAAGAGAGAAUUUCAAGUUUAAGUAGGGAGCCUGGCAUUGGCAAUAUAAUUAAUACCUCUACGGCUUAUCUUAAUCAGGGACAGAGAUACUUUCUUGAGUAUUUUCCACAUUUGGAAAAAUAUGAUUUCUACAGAUGGCUUGCUGGUGUUGCACUCUGCUGUGCUGUGAUUCUUAUCCUUGCCUUCAAUUAUCUUGGUUUGCUUUGUGGAACAUGUGGCUUUGACAAGCAUGCUUCUCCAACUACAAGAGGCUGUGUAUCAAAUACAGGAGGCAACCUUCUUUUAGCUGGAGUUGGAAUCAGCUUCAUCUUUUCCUGGCUUAUGAUGCUAGUAGUUUUGGUGACCUUCAUUGCAGGUGGAAAUAUUGAAAAACUUGUUUGCCAGUCUUUAAAAGACAAGAGUUUAUUCAAGGUUCUGGACACUCCUUAUUUGUUAAACUCACAUUGGAAACAUUUCCUUUCUGGAUUUCUGUUUUCUGAGCACAACAUAAAUCUCACUUUUCAAAGUGUAUACAGCAAAUGCCGCAAAAAUGAAGGAAUAUAUUCAGCUUUGCAGCUGCAACAUUUAUUUAACAUAGAUCGUGUAAAUCUCAGUGGGCGUGCAACUUGUCUGACUGAGAAUUUUGCAAAGAUUGAUGUGAAUUUAAGUAAUAUAGUAAUAUUGGAUGAGGAAGCCAAAAAGAGUCUUCAUGAUUUUGGUGAAAGUGGCAUUGACACAAUUGAUUUUACUGCCUACUUCGUUGAGCUCAAGAAAAGUGUGACUAUGGCGGAUCUUCGCACAUUUGCGAAUAAUCUAGAGGCGAAAGCGAAUUCAUUGCCUGCAGGAGCCCUAGCGAAUGCAUUAAGAGGCCAUGUAAACAAUAUUCGAGCAAUCCACAAGCAGCAAGUUAUACCACUAGAACAAACUUUGAAAUAUGUUGAAGCCCGGAACACAUUGAAUGAAAGUAUUGGAACACUCCAAAACUCAGCAGCAAACUUAAAGAUAAAAGUGGGAGGUAUACUUAAUUCUGUUGAAGCCGCUCAAUAUCUAAUCAACAACAAUGGUACCGACAUUGUGAAGCAGGAAAUGUAUAAUUACUGCGAGACUGUAGUUGGCUACAUUACUGAAUAUUCAGAGUGGAUCGAGGAUGCUAUGAACAAUGAAGUUGCGGUCUGUAAGCCAAUUGCUAAUGCUGUGGAUGCAUCUGAUAUGAUACUGUGCGGUUUUAUAGUGGAUUCGCUGAAUGGUUUUUGGUUCAGCCUUGGAUGCUGCACAGUAUUUUUAAUACCAAGUAUUAUAAUUGCUGUGAAACUGGCCAAAUUCUAUCGGCGGAUGGAUACAGAGGAUGUAUAUGAUGAGCUCAACCGAAUGCCCAUCACCUGCUUACAACAGCUGCUACUGUUGCUGCUUAUAGUGACUCUUGUCAGGAAAUCUGUUCUCCUGGUUUGUGAUGCUCAUCUGUCAUGGACCAUCAUCAUACAUCCACAGUAGCUCAUCUGCAAUCACAAUGUAACAUUUACCAGCCAACUUUGCCAAAGUUGACCACACUUCCUUGUUGCCCUCCACUUGCCUUUUAGCAGAGAUCUCUGUAGCUCUUCAUCCCUGAUCAAAUGGCUGAAAUGCUGACAUUUUCAUUCCUGAAUGUCACUUUUUAAGAGUUGUUUUUUGUCUUGCAAUUUCAAGUUAUAAUUUAGCACUAUUGAUAUAAACUAACACAGUGCACAAAUAUGAUUAAUUUUAUCUUACCUGUAAUCUUGGUGUGAAGCAGAGAUGAGAAUUGCUGUUAUCUUUUGUCUGUUAUACUGUUCACUAUGAGUGAAACAGCUCUAAUAUUUUAUGUUUAACACAGACCAUUCAUAUAGUUGCUAUUGGCUAAUUGAUAACUGACAAUGAUCUAAUAUUAUGCAUUAAAAUAAAAUCUAAAAUUAAUUUCCAUAUUCACUAUAGUUCACAAUUUCCUUAACGGCCAAGUUUUAAACUGUUAGAAGUAGCAGGACGUGUAUUUGUGAAUCAUGACUUUCUUAGCCCAUGUAUUCUUGAAAGUAAUUUGUGGAAUGAAACGUAAAAGAAAAAAUUAAACUGGAGGAAAUCAAGGCUUUUGAAUUUGGUCCAAUUGAAACGAUGCAAAGUUCAGAAUGUGUUUUGGUCUAAGUUAUUUCAGUAGAAUCCCAUAAGUUGCAAGGUGGAUCAGCUCUGCGAAUGAAUGCAUGUUCACAUAGCACCAAAUGGAAAUCUCUCUAAGAAUUGAAAUAGUCAUCCUCUAGAUUGAUAGGAUUUACGCGGACUAAUUUUUAUUAUACAGUCUAAUGUUUCUCUAAUAUGUAAGAUAGCGAUAGUUCAUUUCAGUGAAAAGGUGGUUGAAAGCAUGUUUUGUCUGAUUUGAAUGGGUAGUGAUGCAUAUCGCGUGUAAACACUGACAAACUAUAAUUAGUUUCCUAGUGUACCCAUAUGUGCCUUUUAAAGUUAUUUUCAUGAGAUUUGUGGUGUUAUAAAUUUUGCUUCAAUUUAGUAAUAUGUAAAUAUUUUGAAUGUACAUUCAAAGGCA
Messenger RNA from Stegostoma tigrinum, 6193 nucleotides. RefSeq names its product prominin-1-A-like. Gene Ontology annotation, cellular component: microvillus; apical plasma membrane; cilium. Lineage: Eukaryota; Metazoa; Chordata; Chondrichthyes; Orectolobiformes; Stegostomatidae. The transcript is spliced from 28 exons. The record is from RefSeq and is a predicted model, not a curated record. Bases 2473 to 5139 code for a protein of 888 amino acids. Gene Ontology annotation, molecular function: cholesterol binding.